Molecule: messenger RNA, 1625 nt
Organism: Neogale vison (American mink)
Lineage: Eukaryota; Metazoa; Chordata; Mammalia; Carnivora; Mustelidae
Gene: EPHX4
Product: epoxide hydrolase 4
Exons: 7
Coding region: 1-1089 (362 amino acids)
Molecular function (GO): hydrolase activity
Source: RefSeq, a predicted model, not a curated record
AUGGCGAGGCUGCGGGAUUGCCUGCUCCGCCUGACGGUCACGAUCCGGUCCCUGCUCUUCUGGUCCCUGGUCUACUGCUACUGCGGGCUCUGCGCCUCCGUCUACCUGCUCAAACUUUUGUGGAGCAUCGGCAAGGGACCCGCGCAGACCUUCCGGAGGGUCGCCCGGGAACACCCUCCCGCGUGUUUGAACGACCCCUCUUUGGGUACCCACUGCUACGUGCGGAUCAAGGAUUCGGGGUUAAGAUUUCAUUAUGUUGCUGCUGGUGAAAGAGGCAAACCACUUAUGCUGCUGCUUCAUGGAUUUCCAGAAUUCUGGUAUUCUUGGCGUCACCAACUAAGGGAAUUUAAAAGUGAAUAUCGAGUUGUAGCGCUUGAUCUGAGAGGCUAUGGAGAAACAGAUGCUCCCAUUCAUCGAGAAAAUUACAAAUUGGACUGUCUAAUUACAGAUAUAAAGGAUAUUUUAGACUCUUUAGGAUAUAGCAAAUGUGUUCUUAUUGGUCAUGACUGGGGGGGGAUGAUUGCUUGGCUAAUUGCCAUCUGUUAUCCUGAAAUGGUGAUGAAACUUAUUGUUAUUAACUUCCCUCACCCAAAUGUAUUUACAGAAUAUAUUUUACGACACCCUGUCCAGCUGUUCAAAUCCAGCCAUUAUUACUUCUUCCAAAUACCAUGGUUCCCAGAAUUUAUGUUCUCAAUAAAUGAUUUUAAGGCUUUGAAACAUCUGUUCACCAGUCACCGCACUGGCAUUGGAAGAAAAGGAUGCCGAUUAACAACAGAAGAUCUUGAAGCUUAUAUUUAUGUCUUCUCCCAGCCUGGAGCAUUAAGUGGCCCAAUUAACCAUUACCGAAAUAUCUUCAGCUGCCUGCCUCUCAAACAUCACAUGGUGACCAUUCCAACACUACUACUGUGGGGAGAGAAAGACGCAUUUAUGGAGGUUGAGAUGGCUGAAGUCACAAAGAUUUAUGUUAAAAAUUAUUUCAGGCUAACUAUAUUGUCAGAAGUCAGUCAUUGGCUUCAGCAAGAACAACCUGACAUAGUAAACAAACUGAUAUGGACAUUUCUGAAAGAAGAAACAAGAAAAAAAGAUUGAUUUUCUAUAUCUUCUAUGAGAGGUCUAUAAUGAAAUCUCUAAAUAAUUUUUAACAAUUGUUCAUCAACCUCUUUAAGCUUCAUUAGGAAAAAAUGUUUUAAUAUGCUUUAUCAUAAAUAUCCCAACAAAUGAUAUUGAAAAAAAUUGAGAAUGUGUGGACUUGUAACAUGAUGUUGAUUUUCUUCUGUUGAAUUUUGCACGGGAAAGCAUCUGCCUUAAAAUGUAUAUAUUGGUACAAAAAGGAAGUUGGGGCAAGUGGCUCAGUUUUUAUUUCCUGCAUUCUUUACCCUGUUAACAUCUGGUGCCUUUUAUAAAUGUAUAUUAAAGAUUAGCUGUGCCAUGUUUAAAAAGGCAAACCUGCAAUGGUAUAAAUUUUCAUUUUAUUGUUCAAAACUUCUUUUUACUAUUUUUCAACCAUUAAAAGAUUCUAUUGUCAAAUCUCUUGGAUUUAUAAUAUGCUUAUGAGUUUGAAGGCAAAGAUGAUUAGAAGAAUAUGCAUUCUUAAAACAAGUCAUAAACUCUAUUUAUUUAUUUAU